Messenger RNA from Cygnus atratus (black swan), 1332 nucleotides. It is a transcript of the gene RFC2, whose product is annotated as replication factor C subunit 2. Bases 89 to 1147 code for a protein of 352 amino acids. The record is from RefSeq and is a predicted model, not a curated record. Gene Ontology annotation, cellular component: DNA replication factor C complex; nucleus. Gene Ontology annotation, biological process: DNA repair; DNA-templated DNA replication. Lineage: Eukaryota; Metazoa; Chordata; Aves; Anseriformes; Anatidae. The transcript has 11 exons. Gene Ontology annotation, molecular function: DNA clamp loader activity; ATP hydrolysis activity; ATP binding.
CCCCGCGAGGCGGGCCCGGAGCGCGUUCCUCCCCUCAGGCAGGCGGCGGGAAGACGGGCUCGGGCCUGCUGCAGCUGCCACCGCCGCGAUGGAGGCAGAGGAGACCGAGAAGGCCGGGGCCCAGGGCGAGAAGCUAGGGCCCGCCGACGCCCCGGGGCCCGCUCCCGCCGCCAGCGGCCAUUACGAGCUGCCGUGGGUGGAAAAAUACAGACCGGUGAAACUAUGUGAAAUAGUUGGAAAUGAAGAUACGGUGAGCAGGUUGGAGGUCUUUGCAAAAGAGGGGAAUGUACCAAAUAUUAUCAUUGCUGGUCCCCCAGGAACAGGUAAAACCACCAGUAUCCUCUGCUUGGCUCGUGCUCUGCUUGGUCCUGCAUUAAAGGAUGCUGUUUUGGAGCUGAAUGCCUCAAAUGACAGAGGCAUUGACGUUGUGAGAAACAAAAUCAAAAUGUUUGCCCAGCAAAAGGUCACACUUCCAAAAGGUCGGCAUAAAAUAAUCAUCCUUGAUGAAGCAGACAGCAUGACAGAUGGAGCACAGCAAGCGUUGAGAAGAACAAUGGAAAUUUAUUCCAAAACAACACGCUUCGCACUUGCAUGCAAUGCCUCUGACAAAAUCAUAGAGCCUAUUCAAUCUCGGUGUGCGGUGCUGCGUUACACCAAGCUGACGGAUUCACAAAUCCUUGCAAGGCUACUGAAAAUUGUUGAGAAAGAGGAUGUACCAUAUACAGAUGAUGGAUUGGAAGCCAUUAUCUUCACAGCCCAAGGAGAUAUGAGACAGGCAUUAAACAACUUGCAGUCCACAUAUUCUGGAUUUGGCUUUAUAAACAGUGAAAAUGUCUUUAAGGUAUGUGACGAGCCUCAUCCUCUGCUUGUGAAAGAAAUGAUACAACACUGCAUAAAUGCAAAUAUUGAUGAAGCAUACAAGAUUCUUGCUCACCUUUGGAGACUUGGAUACUCUCCAGAAGAUGUGAUUGGUAACAUCUUCCGUGUGUGCAAAACCUUUCAAAUGCCCGAAUAUCUGAAACUGGAAUUUAUCAAGGAAAUUGGCUACACACAUAUGAAAAUAGCAGAAGGAGUGAACUCGCUUUUACAAAUGGCUGGACUGUUGGCCAGGCUGUGUCAGAAGACUGCAGCCCCUGCAGCAAGUUAGACACCUGAUUGAGCUGAAACCCCUCUUCUGGAAGGUGAAGACCUGGCACGCAAGGUCAGCAGCUGUGCAUGUGUCGUGAAUUCUGUCCCCCUGGUUUUGCUAAAUCCCAGAAAAAUAACCAGGUUCUAUUGUAAAAAUAACUUGUAUUUUUUUUAUUUUGAUCAAUAAAGCUUUGAAAUCUUUAA